UCAACUUUGACAAGAACUUUGCGAAUGCGUGAAAGUGUUUUGGGAAAUUUUUCGUUCGUAUGGAAUAAAAAUGACGUAUUUAAGCAACAAGGUCCGCGCGUUUUUGGAGAGCGCUGACGAUCAGCCGGCUGUAACCAGUACCCGAUCGGAGGGUAGAAUGAAGAGUUAUACUUCUACUAACGAUUUGCGAGCUUGGAGUCAGGCGUCGGAAGAUAGAAGGCAGCACAUUCUCGAAUACGAAGCCAAAUGUAAACCGGAUCGUAAGAACCCGUCAGUUUUCCAAACAGAAGCGUUAUUGAAAUUACUGGAAGACAACAAAAAGAAUGAGCUCGAUAAAAUCAAUAAAAAACUGCAAUAUCUUGAAGGUAUAAUACAAGCAUUCGAAACCUGCCUGACUGAUGAACAAAAGGAGAAAAUUAAGCAACAAAAAAAUGCGCUUGCCCUUAAUUACGGUAUAAUUUCGGAAAAUAUCCUUCAUAACAAAGUCUUGAAAGAUGUUGGUAUUGGCAAACAAAGCAUAACUGAUAUUGAACAUCAACAAAAUGAUAAAAUACCUUUUUCAUUUGCCGAAAAGUUGCUAGAAUUGAACUCCAUCAUUAAAGAAAGAUUUGCAACACAAUCCAUCCAGAAGAACAACGAAUUAACGGAAAAUUUAAGUCGUACAGACCAAUCGACUACCGAGAAAAAUGUAAUUUCCCAUCAAAACACCGCGCGGAAAUCUCUCGAUGAACUGUUUGACAAAUCCUCAAAGUUACAAGAAUCAGAAAGCGAAAUACUGGAGUCUAAGUUACCUCAAUUAACAAUAACCACCGAACAGUCCCGUUCUGCCCAAGAUGUACACCAGAUCUACCAAAAAUCUAACGUUGAAGUGACCUUCAAGAAAACACCAACAACAAACUCCGCCGAGAAGAAAACCCAGCCUCAUCGUUUCUUGCUCGAACAAGAAACAUCCCCUCGAGAUGACUCCGUUAGAAACGACCUCAUACACAGUACAAAAAAUAACAUUACCAUAUCGCUCAUCAGGAACGUUAAGUACUCGUCAGACGUGUCACUGCGCAGGAAUGAGGAUUUUAUCGAAACGAGCCACGACAAUUCCAUUAUUCCCUGUUUCUGCCACGUGACGACCUGCUUCAGGUGCAGCAGAGCAGUCCAAUCCACCUCAGAAAAGUCCAUCUCGAUUAUGUGCCAGUACAUGGACAACAGGGGAUAUGGUGCAUACUUCAACUGAAGUCCUUGCUAGUGUAAUGCUUAAAUAUCCACAUUAAAAUUUAAC
Molecule: messenger RNA, 1273 nt
Organism: Phyllotreta striolata
Lineage: Eukaryota; Metazoa; Arthropoda; Insecta; Coleoptera; Chrysomelidae
Source: the annotation of a GenBank genome assembly